Melanotaenia boesemani (Boeseman's rainbowfish) is the source of this 3504-nucleotide messenger RNA. RefSeq names its product transmembrane protein 161A (gene tmem161a). The record is from RefSeq and is a predicted model, not a curated record. The coding region runs from base 96 to 1586 and encodes 496 amino acids. The transcript has 11 exons. NCBI's taxonomy places the organism in Eukaryota, Metazoa, Chordata, Actinopteri, Atheriniformes, Melanotaeniidae.
UCACAUGUCAGUUGGUCCAGCUGUCAAAGACUGUCCUACAUGUACAGAAGCUCCGGCAAUUGCUCUGACUUUGACCUCUUCUUUUGAUAGAGGAGAUGGCGCUGAUUGGGAUUCAGGUGGUGGUCAGUCUGCUGGCUGCCAGCAUCAUGCAGAGGAUGGCUCCACACUGCUCAUUUGCCCGCUGGCUCCUCUGUAAUGGCAGCUUGUUCCGAUUCAAACACCCUUCAGAGGGAGAGCUAUGUGCAUUGGCUGGAAAGCAGAUGCCAAAACUAAACAAAAGAGACAGACGACAGAAUGGGGAGAACAAGCCUCUAACUGUGCCCAAAGACAUCGACCUUUAUUUGGAGAAAGCACCAGUCAGGGUGGUUGAUGCUCUUGUGCUGCGUUUUUUCCUGGAGUACCAGUGGCUUGUAGAUUUUGCAGUCUAUGCAUUUGGUGUCUUCCUCUUCACUGAGUGUUACUACAGUGUGGUUGAUGCCAGCAAAGAGGUCAAUAUCGGAGCCAUCUGGUGUGUCAUUACAGUUCUUUUUGGUCUAAAGACCCUUCACACUCUGAUGAGCCACUACUUCCGCUCUGAGGAGGGUGGUGAACGCUCGGUGUGCCUUGCCUUUGGCUUUUUGUCUCUGUUGGUGGCCAUGCUGGUACUUGUGGUCAGAGAGGACUACCUGGAGUUUGGCCUGGAGCCUGGCUUUUCUAGCCUAUUUGAUAACUUGGAGAUAUUUGCCAAACAGCAGGGCUAUGCUGACUGGUCGAUCCCAGUGACUAAGCUGACGGUGAAGCUUGGUCUGGCUGCUGUCUGCGCUUACAUUGGUUCUCUCCUGGCCUUCCCCGGACUUCGGCUGGCUCAGACUCAUCUAGAUGCUGUACAGAUGAACUCACACCGCCCACUCAUUCAGUUUUUGCUGCACAUGAGUUUCCUUUCUCCAGUCAUUGUGUUGGUUCUGUGGGUGAAACCCAUUGCUAGAGACUUCCUGGCCAAUGCACCUAUGGGAAAGACUUCCAUCACACUAGUGCCCAGUGCAGCAUUUGACAGCAUGCGUCUGUGGAUCAUCGUUGGACUGUGUGCGCUGCGACUGGGACUGACCCGCUUCCACCUGCAGGCCUACCUCAACCUGGCCCAGAAGUGGGUAGAGCAGAUGAAGAAGGAGGCAGGACGCAUCGCUGCCAUUGACAUCCAAAGAAAGGUUACACGUGUGUUUUGCUACCUGAGCGUAGUUACUCUUCAAUAUCUGAUUCCUGUUCUGCUUAUCUUGUUCUCCACUCUGUCACUCAAGGCACUAGGAGGUUUCUCCUGGGGUGUAGGUGAGGAGGAGACUCCUGGGGUGACACCAGCACUGGUGAUGCCCACAGCAGCACCUGUGCUGCCUGGUGGUCUUGAUGAAGAUGAAGACGGGAUGGAAGACAUGGAGGAGGACAUCCAGGCCACAGUAGCUCACCUAACAGAGACUUUCACAGCGCUGCGGUCCGUCCUUACUCCACUUUUCUUCCGUGGUUUCUUCGCCUUCCUCACCUGGUGGGUGGCUGCCUGCCAAGUCAUCAGCUCUCUGUUUGGCAUCUACUUCCACCAGUACUUAAUGCAGAACUGAGGAAAUUUGAGUGCUUCACGUCUGGACUUGCAAUGGAACCUAAGCUGUCAGCCUAUGGUGUGCUGUUGCAAAGAAUGUCUGCAGGCAGCAAAGGGUACAUUUCAUGAAAACACUCAGCCACAGACAGAUUGCACCUCAUUUCUGGUUAAGUUUGGACACUGUUAUAGUUUCGACCAGCCGGACACUGGUUUCAGUAACAAAGAUAUACAGAAAGUACUGGGGCUUGUAUCUCAAAGCAAAUUCAACUUUUUUUUUUGUUUUAUUUUCUUUUAUUCUCGCUUCACCAAAUCAUGCAUCACAUAAAUGCAGAAAGUGCAUCUUUUCCAGCAUGUUAGAGCUGCCAAAGCAAAAGCUCCAGUUUAUGUCUAAACAGGAGAAGACUGCAGGUCACAUGUUCUCUGAACGCGCUUAGGGCUCAUCACUUAACUGGAACGAUUUCAUGAUAGUUCCAUUCUGUUUGUAAAACCAUCCUUCAAAUAUCAGGAGCACCCCCUAGUGGCAAAGCGCUCAGAAAUGGUAUGGUUCUCAGUCCGUGUACCAGAUUGAUCAAUCAAAGCUCGCUGGGAGACCAUGCUUCCUGUUUGGCAGCUCUGUUACGUUUAUACACUUUUAACAUGAUUGACAAGCAGAAACCUGUUUGAUAACAGACUCUUGGUCUGAACAUUACCUAUGCAAAUUUAGAUGAAGAGAGAAAAACAGAUUGUGGCGGGCUGAAUUUUUUUUUCUUUUUUUUAAAUAAAAUCUAGUUUUGUCACUAAGUUUUACUGAAAUAGUUUUGUUUCCAUUUAUUUAGUUGGUUCUCCCCAUCAAUUGUCAGAAAAGAUGAGCAAAGUUAUCAAGCUCAAAGUUCACAUUUCCCACAGAAAAUACUCUGAUGCUCUGAGCUGCCUUAAAUUGCUUUUCUCUACUUAUCAACAUCUCUAUUUAACACAUCUGCAUGAUGCCAGCCCAACAGGUUGUUUGGACAUUUAUUUAUUAAUAAAAGCUUAAAUUUAGAAAGUGAGGUAGAAUAAGAUGAUGGAUAAAAACAUUUUUAAUACCUUUUUAUUAGUUUAGCAUUUAAAAAAAGCCACUUUUCUCAUCAAAACACAAGUUGGUAUCACUUUUGUUUCGCUGAAUGCACUUGAAAUAACGAAUACUUUCGAAAAUGUAUUGAGACGGUUGUGUGUUAAACGACUUUACGUUACCAUGGUGGUUUAACCACUCAUCCAGCAUGACCUGCAGACUGGGUGGGAAACCCAGACUAAACCCAAACGUAGCCAGCCAGUUAACUGCACUUUGUCAUACACGCCCCAAAAGCAUUUUCCAUCCACUUUACAAGAACAUUUUUUUGCAACUUGUCAUAGGUACCUAUAAUAGUGUUAUCAGAGUAGGACUACUGUAAAAUGCUGCAUUUAAGAUAUUUAAUGGUACCAUAGGAGGUUUAAGUAUUUACUCCCUGAGUAGAAAGAUGUUAUGUUUAUGUAAGGGACUUUGUUUCCCUUAAAGAACCGAUUCAAGAGUGCUAAAUGGUUUUUUUCUUUUUUCUUUUUUGUUCUCUUUGUUUCUCUUUUUUUCUGUGACAGCGUUUUGCGGAUUAAUGUCUGGAAGCUGAUCUCUGAACAGUUUCUUUUUAUACAAAGUGCCUGGGAGCUCAGGGUUGACUCAUGAGUCACUUUUAAAGCCUCCCUCCUCCAUGUUUAUACAUAUUUAGAAACGUUUUAAUUAAUGGCUUGUACACAUUUGCAUUUUUUUUAAUAUAUUUUCACACACUACCCAUCAGCGACAUUUUUAAGCUGCACUGUCUUAAUUAACCACGUCAAGUUUGAGUUUGUGCUGUGUUUUUAAUAUUCGGUCAGUCAUGUACAGGUUAGAUUAAUCAGCACCUAUUUAUUUAUGUAUGUAGCAUUGCCUCUGAUCUUAGAAAUGACAUGCUCUG